Molecule: messenger RNA, 4933 nt
Organism: Cynoglossus semilaevis (tongue sole)
Lineage: Eukaryota; Metazoa; Chordata; Actinopteri; Pleuronectiformes; Cynoglossidae
Gene: shc2
Product: SHC (Src homology 2 domain containing) transforming protein 2
Exons: 13
Coding region: 1395-3569 (724 amino acids)
Biological process (GO): cell surface receptor protein tyrosine kinase signaling pathway; intracellular signal transduction
Cellular component (GO): plasma membrane
Molecular function (GO): receptor tyrosine kinase binding
Source: RefSeq, a predicted model, not a curated record
GUGUGGGAUGGUAGGGCAAGGUUCUGGUAGUGGCUUGUGUGCAUUGGCUUACUUUCAGCAUAUGUCCUCUGUUGUAUUUUACUUUUCUGAGUAGUGACAUUACACAGUCUUACUGUAACUGCGGAGCAGGUUUGCAUCGAUGUAGCAGAUAAAACUUUGUUUAUCCCUGUCAGUGAGGAGAGUCAUUGGACUAUUGCCCUGUUGGAGCCCAGCUACGUUGUUUUCUCCUCAACCACUGACACGAGGGUAAGGUUUAAAUAGCUUCACCAUGGUUGUAUAUUAUCUCUAUAUCUAGCUACUUGUAUUUCUUACGCUGUCUUUUUUCUUGUUUUCUUUGAAUUUAUAUUCAGUGUUUUUAAUUUCCUCACAUUGUCUUGGAACCUUUUUUUUUCAUGUUCAUGUUCUUUUAUUCCAAAAAUUCACACCUUUAUCUCUCUAAGGACACAGUGGUUAAACUUCCACCAAGGAUGGAAGAAGCACAGCGGAGAGACAUUGUAAAUAAGACUUGAGGGAGGUUGCGAGUGGCCAGAAGCUCCUUGUUGUGAUUGCUUAUUGCUCUCUGGGGGAGGCGUAUGGGAGGGAAGUUGGGGAGAGAACUCAGACAGAUGGAACAGGGUGGGUUUUAAUGACAGCGUGGCUGCAUCAUUGUUUUCUUCGUGAAGUUUUUCUGUGCUGGCGUGACAAAUGGAAUUUCACUGACAAUUACCGUACUCACUGCAUAAAAGUAGUGAAGAGGAGGAUGCAAAUGCUUGCAUAUACUUGCACAGAGAUCUGUGUGUACUUAGGUGUACAGCACAUGCCUUGAAGGUUGUGUUCAUUGUCAUAAUGUAGUUUGGAUGUACAUUCCUCCACGGGGGAAACCGUACCUCCAUCAACCAUAACUAAUAAAUAUAAACCUAAAUUAGAAUUUCUGUGUGUGUGUGUGUGUAUGUGUGUGUGUGUGUUUGCCCGUUUGUGUAUGAGUGUUUUUUGUUGUUGUUUGUUUUUUACUGUGUGAUGGCAGGGUGGAACAGGCAGAUGUGUUUUAGCUAAUAGAGUCUAAGAGCAGCUGGGCAGGGCAUGGCUAAUAGACCCAAUGACAUCAUUCGUGCAGAGAGAGAGAGAGAGAGAGAGAGUAUAAGAGUGAUGAGCCUAAGGCAGUGAAAGGAAGCAGGCCAGCUGAGCUAGAGAGGAGAGCAGCAUGAGAGCGGGACAGUUUGUGUGUGUGAACGGUAGAGGACCAGACAACAGUUUGUCAAGGAUAUAGACCUCCGUCUGGAUUAUUUAUUUCUCUAGGUUUUUCCCCCAUCUUCUGUCUCACCUUCCCCUCCUCCCCUCCCCCCUUCCCCCUUUUCUCCCUUCAUCCUCUGGCAGUUACACCUCCUAAGCUUCUGCUUCAGGCGGCUUCUCCGGGCAUGCUCCUUAAGCCAAAGUAUGACCGCUUUCGCAACGAAUCUGUGACCUCCUCCGAUGACCUGAUGCAGAGCUUAGCCAUGAGCGGCAAAGUUGUGGCCACGCCGGUAGUUCCCUCCUCUACCCCUAGCCUUCCACUGCCUCCCCUGCCUACUCUGGAUCCUAGUACCAGGACCUCCUCCUCUGCUGGGGCUACAGCUCGGGCUGACUCUCCUUGCCUGGACGGGGAACAGGAUGCCACCACAACCUUCUGCAUGCUCAUCCCUAAAAUGCCCCAGUGGAAGUUUUCCAACUCACUGCUCAGCAGGAGCCCAUCGAAUUCCAGCUCUAGCUCCAGCUCUAGCAAGGACUCGGGCAAGGCAGCGGGGGCUUCUUCCCAGGCCUCCGUCUCCCCUUCUUCGACGACUCAAAGACCUAAUGGUGCCACCUCAGCCAGUGGCCCCGUGGCAAGUCUCGCAGCAGUUCUUAACUCCUGUGACCCCGUGUGUGUCACCCCCUGUUCCCUACAGGCUAUCCGGGGUCAGAGAGCCGUUGCAGUAGCAAACACUUCCAGUCCAGGGGGACAUGGAUUCGGGGCUUCAGAGUCUAUGGCGAGCCCAAGUCUUUCCAGUAGCUCCAGGUCAGGAAUGAAUCGCAGGACAAGGGUAGAAGGCAUGUGGCUGGGGGGAGAAGACUUCAACCAGAAGGGCAGCUUCAUACACAAACCCUCUCAGGGCUGGCUGCACCCUGACAAGAAGAUUGCAGGACCAGGAGCUUCAUAUAUAGUCAGGUACAUGGGCUGCAUAGAAGUGCUGAAAUCAAUGCGCUCCCUGGACUUCAACACAAGAACUCAGGUGACCAGGGAAGCCAUCAACAGACUGUGUGAAUCAGUGCCAGGAGGGAAGGGGCCGUGGAGGAAGAAGGCUUCGAACAAAGCCCUACAGUCCAUCAUGGGGAAGAGCAACCUGCGAUUUGCAGGCAUGAGCAUCGCCAUCAAUAUUUCCAUCGAUGGUCUGGGCCUGCUCAUUCCCACCACACGGCAGGUGAUAGCACACCAUCCCAUGCAGUCCAUCUCAUUUGCCUCUGGGGGCGACACAGACACGCCUGACUAUGUUGCGUACGUGGCGAAGGACCCGGUGAACCAGAGAGCGUGUCAUAUCCUCGAGUGCUCUGACGGUUUAGCCCAGAGUGUAAUCAGUACCAUCGGCCAGGCCUUUGAGCUGCAGUUUAAACAGUACCUGCACAGCCCUCCUAAAACCAUGGUGUCUAUAGACAGAUCAGCUCAGAGGCUGGAGGAGCCGAUGUCCAGAGAGGAUGAGGAUUUCUCCGAGCAUGAUUACUACAACAGCAUUCCAGGGAAGGAACCUCCUGUGGGGGGUGUAGUUGAUUCCAGACUCAGGCCCAGUUCGAGCAUGUUGGGUCACAUUCACAGCCAGCCACAGAGCAAGGCAGCAGCACAGAUGGCUUCAGCAGUUCGGAGGGAGCCUGUGUCCUAUCCGCCUGGACAGUUGUGUUAUGAGCUGCACUGGGACACUGAGACAAGCAGCUCAGAUGGUUACCUGUGUGCUGACGGCCAAGGAGCCGGCAGCAGAGACUACGAGGAGCAUCAGUAUGUUAACACCCAGAGCCUGGAGAACCUGGAUUCACUGGCACAUGGACUCAGUGGACAGAGGAUGAGCAGAGCACCUGACAGUCCAAAGAAAGAUCUGUUUGAUAUGAGGCCCUUUGAGGACGCGCUGAAGCUCCACGAGGCCACAGGUGGAGCAGGGGCUUCCAUCGUGUCCAACUCAGGUGGAGGUGCCAAGGCUGCCGGUGGGGGUGUUAGGAUCCUGGAGGAUCAGUGGCCCAGCCCGCCACGCCGCCGAGCCCCUGUGGCUCCGAAUGAGGACCAGCUGCGGCGAGAGACCUGGUAUCACAGCAGAAUGAGUCGACGAGAUGCGGAGAAGCUUCUGGUCCGAGACGGAGACUUUCUUGUCCGGGAGAGCACCACCAACCCGGGACAGUACGUCCUAACAGGCAUGCACUGUGGUCUCCCCAAACACCUACUGUUGGUGGAUCCUGAGGGAGUGGUCCGGACCAAGGACAUGUUAUUUGAGAGCAUCAGCCACCUCAUCUCGUACCAUCUGAAGAACGAGGUUCCUAUUGUGGCAGCAGAGAGUGAGCUCCACCUCAAACAGGUGGUCAGGAGGAAGCAGUGAACCAGCUGCUGCAGGACGGGACGCUAGAAAAGAUUGAUGGCCUGGCCCUUCUAAGCAAUCAGAAAUAAAAACUGUAACUGAAGAAAAUCUUUCUUUUCUAAUGGAUACUUUCAGUACCUGAAAGACGAUGAACAUGACUGACACUGUCGUAAAUAUGAAGACAACUGUAGCGAGGGAGAAACAGCCGACUGAACUUGACCUCCCAGGAUCCAUGCAGCCGUCCCUGUUCUGUGCAUAAACGUCUGAAGCAUGCCGCUUUUGAGAUGUCACAUCUAUCAGUCUGACUGGAUUAUUGACAAUCACUGAUAGCCGUCAGAGAGGAGCCAACUUCAGUGAAUGUUCACGGAAAAGUACCAAAACAAGUGUCAUAUCGUCGCACCGUGACCUUUCUGACGUACAAUGGUUGAAGGAACUGUUGAUGCGUAUCUUGGCCAGUUCAUCAUCGACAGAGGAGUUCAUGUUCUGAUGUUUUUAAAGAUCAUUUUAGUGCAAAACUGGUCAGUUAAGAGUGUCUGUCAGUGGUCACUGAGUAUAUGGUAUUAUGUUAUGUUAAAUCCACAACAGUCUGAGCAUGUUAUUCCAUGCAGUCGUAUCUGUAUGAGGCCCAGGUCAGAAAAAUGCGAUUUAUCUGGAGAUUUUAAACAUUGAUCGUGAAUUUCUGUUCUUUGUGUUUUGGUUCCCGUCAAACUGCGCACACGUUCAUAUCAAACAUAAACAUCACAUGCUUCAGAACCCAACAGAUCCACGCCUGUAGCUCCAGAGCUCCUUCCACUUCCAGUGCCUUAAUGACGACAGUGACAGGCAUUUGUGUGUAUAAUGUGCCCUCCACGCAAAAGACUAGAUUUGUUGCCAAGCCAGUGAAUGACUGAACAAACGUCAGGAUGAUUAAGCUCUUAUUUAUGUGUCAAGGGUAAUCUACGCUGCUCCUGUUCUAGGGUGAACAAUGUUUGAUUCUGUCUCAAUGUGCUGAUGCUUGUCAUCGUCCUCAACUACACAAUCAUUUGACUUUGUCCUGAAUGUAAACCCUGUGUUUGUCCCUGCUCAGGGAAACAGAUCAGUUCCUGGACUGUCCUCAGUCUGCACUCACACUGAGACAGAGGUGUUCUUCAUGUUUGUUCAUGUAUAAAAACAGAUGACUCGACAGGUGAGUGUACCAUGGCUGAAAAAUCUGAAGAGUCAAGUCUGUGAUUCUGUGAUGUAAUUAAACCUUCACUUUCAUUAGUUCAGCACAAACUCCACACCAACAACCACAGGACCACACACUCAUUUAUUUUAAUGAAUCUAAAAAAGAUACUAAUUGUUGCAGUUUUUCAAGUAUUUCUUUUUUCUAUUGUUGUUGUAUAAAGAACCCAUGCUGCUCAAGG